This is a messenger RNA of Naegleria fowleri, 1500 nucleotides long. RefSeq lists its product as uncharacterized. Bases 1 to 1500 code for a protein of 499 amino acids. The record is from RefSeq and is a predicted model, not a curated record. The transcript has a single exon. Lineage: Eukaryota; Heterolobosea; Eutetramitea; Acrasida; Naegleriidae.
AUGUCUCAACAAUCAAAUGAACAAGGCUCUUCUUCUCACGAGAAGAAACGGUUGCCAUCAUCUUCAGUUGACCUUAUUAAAAGUAAGAAGAAGAAACAUACCCCAAAGGAAGUGGAAGUCCUUAAAGCUGAACACUAUAAUUCUGUAAAGCAAGUUCUUCAGCUAUUGAAAUCCAAGAGCAGUCAAACUGAGGCUUCCACUUCAGUAACCAAGAAUCAAAAGAAAAGGUCAUCAAAGAAGAAGACUGAUUUGCCUGAUGUCACUGUUCCGCACAUCAGACUCAUUCUGGAGAAUGUCAGUGCUCGGUUGAAGGACGAAACAUUGCAAGAUGAGUCCGGUCAAUUACCACCUCCAUUGGAAAUCAAAAAGGCUUUAAAAACAAAGCAACAAUUGAUUGACUGUCUCACUAAUUACCCACAAUAUGAGACCAUCAUGACGGUGUUGCAACAGAUCCUAAAUAACCUCCAGCUGAAAGUGUUUAUUGAGAAUCAUGUUCUUUCUACCACUGAAAAAGUGACAUGUAAUCCUUCUCACGUUCGUUCGAUUUGUUUAGGAAGUAGAAAAGAGUCCCAGCUCAUUCAUGUUGCCAAUGCCACCACCAAUCCGGCGUUGAAUGCACAAAAGUCAGACUGCUUAAUUGUUACCAUUACAAAAGUCUUACCAGAAGCCAUGAAACUGGUCACAUCUCUUCCCGACGAGUUUCAUGUAAACUCGUUGCAUGAAUGGAGUAUGGACUGUAUGGUGUGGGAUAAGAGUGAACCAUUAAUCACAUCUCAAAACUUUUUCAAUGCAAACACCAACCAAUUAGUAUUACCUUCUGUUGAAAAUGAUUUGUUCAAGCAGAAUAAUUCUGCAGCCUGCUAUAUGGAUGUGUUGAAUUCUUCUACUGUGAUUCAAAAGGAUCCCUUGUCCAUGAUCUUUACCUCUCAAAAAGAUAUGGUCGUGCCUGCAUUCUCCACUCAAAAAGAUCUGUCUGAAGUGGUAUUGCCUCAAUCCAUGCAAUCUCAACCACCAAUGCAAUUUCAACCGUCAGUACAACUGUCAGUGCAAUCUCAACCCUUGGCUUCUUCAUCAUUUCAGAAAGACCCGACCAACACCACAAUACUCUCUUCUCAAACUGAUGUUUUGACUCCAGUCUUCUCCUCUUCAGUGGGCUCACAUUCCACCAUUCCAACGAUCCAUGAAUUUGAAGAAUUGAAAAAGAAGUAUGAAAGAAUUGUCGACAUUAAUCAUGGUCUCCAAUUCAAUAUGAAAAGGAUUCAACGAGAAUUGGAACAAGAGAAGGAAGAACGAAUCAAGUUGCAAUCCAAGGUUGAUCAGCAUCCCGAGAGAAUGAAUACCGUUCGUGAUAACUUGUGUAAGAUGUAUGUUGAUCUUGGAAAUAUUAUAACCUCCAUGUCUAACACAACAACCAUUAUAAUUGGGGACGAGAAGAAGGAAGUGGCCUCAGACGAAUUUGUUAAUUUUUGUAAGAGGAACCAAUUUGGCAAGUGUGUGUAG